This is a messenger RNA of Trichoderma reesei QM6a, 1446 nucleotides long. RefSeq lists its product as uncharacterized. Gene Ontology annotation, molecular function: oxidoreductase activity; FAD binding. The transcript has 2 exons. The coding region runs from base 1 to 1446 and encodes 481 amino acids. The record is from RefSeq and is a predicted model, not a curated record. Lineage: Eukaryota; Fungi; Ascomycota; Sordariomycetes; Hypocreales; Hypocreaceae.
AUGACAUUUCAGCCGACCACGCUCCCAAGCACAGACGUCCCUCCCGCAUCCCUUAGACGAGAUGACGUUGCAAGAGAAAUCCCCGAGCUUCUGCCAUUAUAUGACCAGUUCCCUCAUAUCAUCUACACCAAAUCAGAUCCAGUGUACGAGACAAUAAGCUCUGCAUUCAACCUGUCAAUCUCCACUCUGCCACUCGUCGUUGUUCGUCCCCUCGAAGAAAGCCAUGUCCAAGCCACAGUCAAGAUAGCCCGGGCCACGGGCAUACCGCUAGGCAUCCGCUCAGGAGGCUCCGAAAUGUCGGCGCGAAAUUACCGAGAUGUUGACAAGGGCAUCAUCAUCGACAUGCGCAGCAUGUGCUCUGUCAAGGUAUCUCAUGACAGGGCAUCUGCGAACAUUGGCGGAGGCACCAUUGGAGGUGACUUAGCUGUCGCGCUCUCAAAACAAGGACUGUUCACACCCAUCGGAUGGCAUCCCAGACUUGGCUAUGCUGGAUGGUCUCUGGCGGGAGGCUACGGUCUCUAUUCCUCGUCAUACGGCCUUGGCGUCGAUCACAUCAUGGGCGUUCGUCUUGUCCUCGCUGAUGGAAGCGUGGUCGACAUCGAUAAGAGUAACCACCCUGAUUUGUUCUGGGCGCUGAGGGGAGCCGGAAAUGGUAUAUGGGGUGUUGUCACGCAGCUCACCAUCAAGAUCUAUCCGGCACCGAAACUUCUGGUCGGCACACUAGAGAUACAAAAGGAAAACUGGCCGGCGGUCUUGGAUCGAUGGGCCAACGAUAUCGAGCCAAAUCUUCCAGACGAGAUAGCAGGCGAACUCUACUUUCGGAAUCCGACGUUGGACAAGCCGCAAAUGAUCAUCUUCUUUGCCUGGUGCGCAAAGGAAGGCGAUGAUCUCAAGAAGGGUUGGGAGUACUUUGAGAUGAUGAAGUCGUUGCCCGGAGCAGUUGUGCAGCGGAUUUCAGAGUCCGACUUUGCCUCCUACAUUCUGUCAGAGAUGACCAUCCAGCCAGCAUCUUUCCAAACCCGCGGAGUCAUCGCCAAAGGCAUGACUAACAAGAUCGCGCAAGUCAUCAUCAACAACUGGAAAGAUCCGAGCUUUUACAUGGGCUUUCCCUGCCAUUUCAUCCACGGAAAGGCCACCAAGCCAGAUCCGACGGCCUGUUUCCCGCUCCGGUACCGUCACAGAAUCUUUCCCAUUUCUGCUCGUCACGCGGAGCUGCCGAGGACACCGGAGAGAGAUGCGCUCGUGGCGGAAGCGUGUGCGCGCGUGUUGGAGGAGCUCAAGGCCACGGGCGAUUGCUAUGUCGGUGCCGCCUAUGAGAACUUGAUUCCGCCGAUUGAUACCGACUUGGAAGCUACGUUUGGCAAAGAGACGCUGGAGAAGCUGAGGGCAUUGAAGAAGAAGUAUGAUCCCGACAAUUUCUUCUCCAGAGGGUAUCCAGUGCUGUAG